Molecule: messenger RNA, 2775 nt
Organism: Juglans microcarpa x Juglans regia
Lineage: Eukaryota; Viridiplantae; Streptophyta; Magnoliopsida; Fagales; Juglandaceae
Product: wall-associated receptor kinase 2-like
Exons: 4
Coding region: 136-2439 (767 amino acids)
Biological process (GO): protein phosphorylation; cell surface receptor signaling pathway
Cellular component (GO): plasma membrane
Molecular function (GO): polysaccharide binding; calcium ion binding; protein serine/threonine kinase activity
Source: RefSeq, a predicted model, not a curated record
UGGAAUGCUGUUCUUCAUCCUCCCAUAUGCCUUGUAUAAAACUCGAUCAUGUACGGCAAGUUUUACAGGCAAAAACCACAAUAGUACUAAACUUUAUCAAUCCGCCCUCUCUUAGAAAUAGUAGUGGAGGCGAUUAUGGGUGGUUAUAAUAAGCUGCUUGUGCAAGUCAUAUGGGUAGGCGUAAUAUUAUCUAGAAUGGCAACUGCAGCACCAGCAACAGCAACAACUAAUGGAUCAGCCCUCCCUAACUGCCCCAACUGGUGUGGAGAUGUUGAAAUUCCAUAUCCAUUUGGUAUAGGUGAAGGUUGUUCCCUAAAUAAAAGCUUUUCUGUCGAUUGCACCAAAUCGUCGGACGGACUCCGACCAUGGAAGCAGGGCGUCGUUGUCCAACAGAUUUCCAUCCAAGGUCAGAUUGACAUCUUCAUGAACACUGUUGAGGUCUGUAACAACGGGUCGGGGCUCUCGACAAACUUGCAGUUUACCGUUCUGAGAACCGCCACCGAUACUUUUACCAUUUCUAACACCCAAAACGUGUUCGUUGCUGUUGGCUGCGAUACAUAUGCAUUCCUUGAUGGUAACCAGAACAAUGGAAACUUCUCCAUGGGCUGCAUGUCCAUUUGCCAAUAUCAAAGCAAUGUUUUGAAUGGGACUUGCUCGGGAAUUGGUUGUUGCCAGGUAGAGAUCCCGGAAAGAGUGAGCAAAAUGACUUUGCGAGUAUAUAGCUUCAAUAAUCACACAAAAGUAUUGAAAUUCAAUCCCUGCGGCUAUGCUUUCGUUGUUAAGAAACAACUGUUCAAUUUCUCCUCCGUUUAUCUUUCCAGUCUCCAGAAUAAUAGAACCAUUCCAAUGGUACUUGAUUGGACGAUCGGUAAUGAAAGGUGUAAGUAUGCUCAGCUCAAGACUGAUUACAUAUGUGGAGGGAACAGCACAUGUGAUGAUCCUGAAAACGGCUAUGGAUACCGUUGCCAGUGCAAUAAGGGUUACGAGGGCAACCCCUACCUCCCACUUGGUUGCAAAGAUAUUGAUGAGUGUAUUUCACUUGAGAAACCUUGCGCUGGCCGUAAUGCAAGAUGCAUCAACACUGAUGGAAGUUACACAUGUACCUGUCAACAUGGGUUCGAAGGAGAUGGACAGAUAGGUUGCAGAAAAAGGCAUUCUAAAAUUAUUCCUAUUGCACUCGGUGCUAGUACAUGCCUUGGGGUAUUAUUUCUACUUAUUGGUGGAUGGGGGUCAUACAAAGUGGUGAAGAAAAGGAAAAGGAUUCAACGUAGGCAGGAGUUCUUUAAACGAAAUGGCGGAUUGUUGUUACAACAGCAAAUAUCUCAAAGUGAAUUGAAUGUUGAGAACACGAAAUUAUUUAAUUCAAAGGACUUGGAGAGAGCCACUGACCAUUUUAAUGUUAAUAGAAUACUCGGUCAAGGAGGACAAGGCACUGUUUACAAAGGUAUGUUAGACGAUGGAAGAAUUGUUGCUGUGAAAAAGUCAAAGAUAACUAAUGAAGGAAAGCUUCGAGAAUUCAUUAAUGAAGUUGUUGUUCUUUCACGAAUUAAUCAUAGGAACAUUGUUAAACUACUAGGUUGUUGCUUGGAGACAGAAGUGCCUUUACUAGUGUAUGAAUUUGUUCCUAAUGGAACUCUCUCGAAAUAUCUAAGUGAUCAAAUUGAGGAGUUUCCACUAACAUGGGAUAUGCGCUUACGAAUUGCCACAGAAAUUGCAGGAGCUCUCUACUAUUUACACUCAGAAGCUUCAUUACCCAUUUACCAUCGAGACAUUAAGUCAACGAACAUUCUCUUAGAUGAUAAAUACAGGGCAAAAGUAGCAGAUUUUGGGACUUCAAGAUCCGUUGCUAUUGAUCAAACUCACUUGACUACACUAGUGCAUGGAACUUUUGGAUACUUGGAUCCGGAGUAUUUUCAAUCAAGUCAAUUUACAGAAAAGAGCGAUGUUUAUAGCUUUGGUGUUGUCCUUGUUGAGCUUUUAACCGGAGAAAAAGCUAUCUCUUUGACAAGGGCACCAGAAUCCAAAGGUUUAGCCUCGUAUUUUAUUUCCUCGAUGGAAGAAAACAAUUUGUUUGAUAUUCUUGAUAAACGAAUUCUGAUGGAAGCUGUAGAAGAAGAGCUUAUUGCAGUCGCAAACGUUGCAAAAAGGUGCUUGAGCUUGGAUGGAAAGAAACGACCUAUGAUGAAAGAAGUCUCAAUGGAGUUGGAGGCAGUAAAAAUAUCACAAAAAGCUUCAAGCCUUGAAAUGUGCAAAAGAGAUUAUAGGCCUACUGUGAAGGAGGUGGUGGUGAUGCUGGAUGGACUAAGAGGUAAAGGAAAGCAAACAAGGAAAGAAGCUAAUCUCAACACAGAAGAGACAGAGCAUUUGCUUAGUGCAUCCACACAGUACUCUUUAAACAUUGAUGUUGGUGUUGGCUAUUCUUCCACAAGUACCAUUUGAUAGUAUGGGAAAUCAAGCACUAAAACCAACAAAUGAUGUCAAAUAAUCCAUUAGUCCUUAAAAGCCUCAAUCAGCAAGUAUCUUCCUCCAAGUCAAUGGAUGAUGGUAUAUUUUCGCUCUCUUUGCAUCCAGUGUUUUAAGUUUUCUCCACAUAGAUCUUUUUGUAUGUUCAAAGUUUGCUCUUAAGAUCUGCUUUGCAUUAUUAAGAGCUUUUGUACGUACAUGUGAGCAAGUCCAGUACUAGUACUCAAUUAGGUGUCCGCAUUGAAAGUCGUCCUAAGUUCAACAUGUGUGUUCUAAAUUUUUAUUUGUGAAUUAUGGGUUGAUUUAUUGUAA